Molecule: messenger RNA, 1432 nt
Organism: Dermacentor andersoni
Lineage: Eukaryota; Metazoa; Arthropoda; Arachnida; Ixodida; Ixodidae
Source: RefSeq, a predicted model, not a curated record
AAUGAAAGUUUGGUUUAACUGACGCAACUCCUUCGCACAGUACCGACGUCUCUGAUGUGCGUCACGGGCAGGAUGAAGACAUCUCCUGCCUUGCCAGAGGACGGGCUCUGCGAUUACAUGAUCUACAGUGCGGUCAGCGUCAGCACGAAAAGCAGCAAGAACCCGACCAACGUGACAGUCAUCAAGCGUCCAGUAGGAAACGUGGUAACCUACAAAGAAUUCAAGAAACGAGCCAAAGAAGCGAAGCGUACGAAGUUCGCCGUGUCCUUCGAAGGCGACUUCUUGGUUCACGGAGAGAAGUACGUGCACAUGUACCCCAGGGAGAUAUUCGUGCCUUUCAUUGACGGAAACAUCAAGGGCUUCGGUGUGGCCUACCUCAACAUGGACAUUACAACCUACCUGAAGCACCAUCAAAGCCGCAUCGAGUACACCAUCACUCGCAUGGAUGUCGUCGUGAAGAAGCUGGACAAGUCUGCCUACAGCUUCUUCAUCAUCGCUGCUCUCGCGCCCAAAGGAGAGGACAGGAGCACCUUUGCCAACCAACUUUACGACACCGUACACGAGUACCCAACAGUGUUUGUCAGCCAUCUCACAAACACGAAGGCCAAGCCCUGCCGGGUGCUGCCUUCGAGCUUCUGGAAGUACGAGGACACCAACAACUCCUACAUCGCCAGCAUCAAAGACGCCCUGCGCAUGAAGCGCGUGAUUAACCGGUACGACAUUCACCACGUCGUGUCCUUCACGGCGGCAGUCUUCUCGUUCACCAUCACCAAGAAGACGGCAAAGAACAUCGAUGGCUGGACCAACCUGCAGUGUGCGCGGUGCCAGGUUUUCUCGAUGAACGACGUUUGCAAAGGGGUCAACUUCACGGUAGGUACGAAGGGAAAGAAGGUCGGGAUACACUACGACUACAGAGAAACCGACAGAACCUGGAGGACCUACGAAACCCAAGAAUCCAUAUCAAGAAAGCUGCAGCUGGCGUUUUCUCACAUGAGAGCCCACGGGAACACGGGAACCGGAGUUGCCAUGUUCGACAUCGACGCCGACGAAGCGAGAAAGUGCGGUGCCACGUACCGGUACCGGAGGCUGAAACAUCUCAAAGACGCCAUGUUGAGGCUAAGGCAAAUCAACGAGGACCAGAAUAAACCAGCUGCCAUCUGACUGCCGCUAUGAUCGAGCGCUGAUUACGUAGUUCAGUGUAGCUUUUUCUAAGUGACAGCUGCGCCGAAUUUGAUGAGGUUGGUUGCACUUAAAAGAAUAAGUAACUCUCUAGUGACUAUUGGAAGCAGUUUCUUUGUUUAUGUCAACUUUUUUUUUAAAUAAAAAUUGCACAAUGUCGCAAAUUUUCAGAAAACGAAACUAGAAUGUUUGCAACUCUGACAACAGUGAAAAAUUGCAUCACAAUUCUGAAACUUCCAUCUAAUGGCACAGC